Molecule: messenger RNA, 6983 nt
Organism: Jaculus jaculus (lesser Egyptian jerboa)
Lineage: Eukaryota; Metazoa; Chordata; Mammalia; Rodentia; Dipodidae
Gene: Srcin1
Product: SRC kinase signaling inhibitor 1
Exons: 21
Coding region: 16-3837 (1273 amino acids)
Biological process (GO): regulation of dendritic spine morphogenesis
Cellular component (GO): actin cytoskeleton; cytoplasm; postsynaptic density
Source: RefSeq, a predicted model, not a curated record
GCCCCACGCCUCCCCAUGCAGCCCUGGCAGUGCCUCCGGCGCUUUGCCCUGGCCUGGUGGGAGAGAACCGCCGAGGGUCGCGCCCGCUCACCCAGGGAGGAGGCUGGACCAAGGGACGCCGGGGGCCCAGGGCUGCAGCGAGCGGCGGGAGGGAAGCUUGGAGGACUCUGCUCCCUCUGUUUAAAGUCUCCAGAUCCGGAGCGGAGCAGCCCCCCCAUGCUGUCUGCCGAUGAUGCGGAGUACCCGCGGGAGUACCGGACCCUGGGGGGCGGGAGCAGCGGGGGCGGCGGGGGCCGGCGCUUCUCCAAUGUGGGCCUGGUGCACACGUCCGAAAGGCGCCACACGGUGAUCGCGGCCCAGAGCCUGGAAGCGCUCAGCGGGCUCCAAAAGGCGGAUGCAGACCGCAAGCGCGAUGCCUUCAUGGACCACCUGAAGAGCAAGUAUCCGCAGCAUGCCCUAGCCCUGCGAGGCCAGCAGGACAGGAUGCGGGAGCAGGUUGGUGGCUGGACCGUGGACCCUGUGUGCCUCCUCAGCUCCCUCUGCUCCCACCUCCACAGCGACUCCACCCCCUCCGGGGCUGGCCAGCCUGCCCAGCAACCAAACUACUGGAGUUUCAAGACCCGCAGCUCUCGCCACACUCAGGGAGCUCAGCCAGGGCUGGCAGACCAGGCAGCCAAGCUGUCCUACGCCUCGGCUGAGUCGCUGGAGACCAUGUCAGAGGCCGAACUGCCCCUGGGCUUCAGCAGGAUGAACCGCUUCCGACAGAGUUUACCUCUCUCCCGCUCGGCCAGCCAGACCAAACUGCGCUCUCCAGGGGUGCUGUUCCUGCAGUUCGGGGAGGAGACGCGGCGCGUGCAUAUCACGCACGAGGUCAGCAGCCUGGACACGCUGCACGCACUCAUCGCGCACAUGUUCCCGCAGAAGCUCACCAUGGGCAUGCUUAAGUCUCCCAACACCGCGAUCCUCAUCAAAGACGAGGCUCGCAACGUCUUCUACGAGCUGGAGGACGUCCGGGAUAUCCAGGACCGCAGUAUUAUCAAGAUCUAUAGGAAGGAGCCACUGUAUGCUGCUUUCCCUGGCUCACACCUCACCAACGGGGAUCUGCGGAGAGAGAUGGUGUACGCGUCGCGGGAGUCUUCGCCCACGCGGCGCCUCAACAACCUGUCGCCCGCGUCGCACCUGGCCUCGGGCUCGCCUCCUCCGGGGCUCCCCUCGGGCCUGCCGUCGGGCUCACCGUCGCGCUCCCGCCUGUCUUACGCCGGGGGGCGGCCGCCGUCGUACGCGGGGAGCCCGGUGCACCACGCGGCCGACCGGCUGGGAGGAGCCCCGGGAGCCGCGCAGGGCGUGAGCCCCAGCCCCAGCGCCAUCCUGGAGCGGCGCGACGUGAAGCCCGACGAGGACCUGGCGGGCAAGGCGGGCGGCAUGGUGCUGGUGAAGGGCGAGGGUCUCUACGCCGACCCCUACGGGCUGCUGCACGAGGGCCGCCUGAGCCUGGCGGCGGCGGCCGGGGACCCGUUCGCGUACCCGGGCGCGGGCGGCCUGUACAAGCGCGGCUCGGUGCGCUCGCUCAGCACCUACUCGGCCGCCGCGCUGCAGUCCGACCUGGAGGACUCGCUGUACAAGGCGGCGGCGGCGGCGGGCGGCGGCGGCGGCGGCGGGGGCCCGCUCUACGGCGACGCCUACGGCUUCCGCCUGCCGCCCUCGUCGCCGCAGAAGCUGGCCGACGUGACGGCGCCCCCCGGAGGACCUCCGCCGCCGCACAGCCCCUACUCCGGGCCGCCCAGCCGCGGUUCGCCCGUGCGCCAGUCUUUCCGCAAAGACUCGGGCUCCUCGUCCGUCUUCGCCGAGAGUCCCGGAGGCAAGACACGCAGCACCGGAGGCUCCUCGACGGCCGGGGCUCCGCCUUCCGAGCUCUUCCCCGGGCCCGGAGAGCGCUCUCUCGUGGGAUUCGGACCUCCUGUGCCAGCCAAGGACACGGAGACCAGGGAGCGCAUGGAGGCUAUGGAGAAGCAAAUCGCCAGCCUCACAGGCCUGGUGCAGAGCGCCCUUCUGCGAGGCUCAGAGCCUGAGACUCCAAGUGAGAAGAUUGAAGGCUCCAAUGGAGCAGCCACCCCCUCAGCACCGUGUGGGUCAGGGAGCCGGAGCAGUGGGGCCACCCCGGUGUCUGGCCUUCCCCAGCCUUCUGCCACCAGCACCCCUGCUGGGCAGCCCACUGCCAUCAGCCGCCUACAGAUGCAGCUGCACCUGCGUGGCCUUCAGAACAGCGCCAGCGACCUGCGCGGCCAGCUUCAGCAAUUGCGCAAGCUCCAGCUCCAGAACCAGGAGUCGGUGCGCGCGCUGCUGAAGCGCACCGAGGCGGAGCUGAGCAUGCGCGUGUCGGAGGCCGCGCGGCGGCAGGAGGACCCGCUGCAGCGGCAGCGCACCCUGGUGGAGGAGGAGCGGCUGCGCUACCUCAACGACGAGGAGCUCAUCACUCAGCAGCUCAAUGACCUGGAAAAGUCCGUAGAGAAGAUCCAGAGGGAUGUAUCCCACAACCACCGCUUGGUGCCCGGCCCUGAGCUGGAGGAGAAGGCGCUGGUGUUGAAGCAGCUUGGGGAGACGUUGACGGAGCUGAAGGCGCACUUCCCAGGCCUGCAGAGCAAGAUGAGGGUGGUGCUGCGUGUGGAAGUGGAGGCCGUGAAGUUCCUGAAGGAGGAGCCGCAGCGCCUGGACGGGCUCCUCAAGCGCUGCCGUGGGGUCACGGACACUCUGGCCCAGAUCCGAAGGCAAGUAGAUGAGGGUGUGUGGCCACCUUCAAACAACCUCCUGAGCCAGUCCCCCAAGAAGAUGACAGCUGAGACGGACUUCAGCAAGGCCUUGGACUUGGAAAUGCCACCCCCUAGUCCUCCGCUGAACCUUCAUGAGCUGAGUGGGCCAGCCGAGGGUGCCCCUCUUACACCUAAGGGCACCAAUCCUGCCAAAGUCCUGGAUGCUCCUGGCAAGAGAAGCAUGGACAAGGCUGUGUCUGUUGAGGCUGCAGAGAGAGACUGGGAGGAGAAGAGGGCAGCUCUCACCCAGUACAGCGCCAAAGAUAUCAACAGGCUCUUGGAAGAGACACAGGCUGAGCUGCUUAAGGCCAUUCCCGACCUGGACUGUGCCAGCAAGGCCCAUCCAGGCCCUGUCCCCACCCCAGACCACAAGCCUCCCAAGGUGCCCCAUGGCCAGAAGGCAGCUCCUCGAACAGAGCCCAGCGGGAGGAGGGGUUCAGAUGAGCUCACAGUACCCCGAUACCGCACAGAGAAGCCCUCCAAGUCACCCCCGCCACCCCCUCCCCGCCGGAGCUUCCCUUCCUCCCAUGGCCUGACCACCACCCGCACUGGAGAGGUGGUGGUCACCAGCAAGAAGGAUUCAGCCUUCAUCAAGAAGGCUGAAUCUGAGGAGCUGGAGGUACAGAAGCCCCAGGUGAAGCUGCGCCGGGCAGUGUCCGAGGUGGCCCGCCCCGCCUCCACACCACCCAUCAUGGCCUCUGCCAUCAAGGAUGAGGAUGAUGAGGACCGCAUCAUCGCUGAGCUGGAGAGUGGCGGUGGCAGCGUGCCACCCAUGAAGGUGGUGACUCCAGGAGCCUCUCGGCUGAAGGCGGCCCAGGGCCCGGCAGGUAGCCCGGACAAAGGCAAGCACAGCAAGCAGAGGGCGGAGUACAUGAGGAUCCAGGCCCAGCAGCAGGCCACUAAACCAUCUAAAGAGAUGAGCGGGUCGAAUGAGACCUCGAGCCCAGUCUCAGAAAAGCCCUCGGGUUCCAGAACCUCCAUCCCUGUAUUGACUUCCUUUGGGGCAAGGAAUUCUUCCAUCUCCUUCUAGAAGCCCCUCAUACCACCCCUCCAGCCUGCCCCUCCCUCACUCCUGCCAUCUCUUCCUACUUCCCUUCAUGCCCACCCCCUCCCUGCUUUCCCAUCAGAAGGGCUGCGCGGGCACGGCCCUCAGCUCUCUACGCAUCUCCCAUUGGUGUUUUUGGUUUUUUUGAAUGAUUCACUUUUAAUUCUCUCUCUUUUUUUUUUUUUUUUUUUUAAAGAGUGAAAGAGGAAAACUAAAAACCAAACACACCACCUUCCUUGACUUCCUAUUCCCUAGUGACCUUUCCUUGGCCCACUUCCUGUCAUUCUCUCCUGCUCUGCUCUUUCACCUUCUUCCUCCCCAAUCCAUCCAAAGGUCCCUCCUUCCUCUAACUUCCCAAGAACACUCAGAACAAACUCUGAGCCACGGAGACUCGGAACAGCAAGAGGCCCCCUCAGCUUACCGGGUCACUUCCUGGAGGAACACGUGGACAUUGGACUGACCCUGGCAUCAGGCUGGACAAUGGACAAGGGAGACUCUGGCUCUGGAGAUGCCCUACUCCCUGUCCAUCCUCUGUCAAGACUGAACCCUGCUGCCUUCCUCUCCAGCUCCAGUGGGCCUGGAGACAGGACUGUUGGAGGGGCCCUCUGGAGAGGAGGCCAAGGCUGAGAGGCCCCAAAUGGAGUGUGAGGCCGGGAGCCUGGGUCCCUGGGAUGGAGCCGGCUUGCUGGGGCUCAGCGUCCGGCUGGUGCUAGCUGAGGAUAGAAGGGGCCCCUGGAGACACCUCAAGUGGAGGGUGGUCAUGUGGACAGCCUGCCCCUGAGACUGCCUUGAGAGAAGGCAGCCCUGAGAGGGGCAUCUGGUACUUUUAGUUUCCUAAUUUAGCACUUUAAAUACCAUUAACUUAUUUCAUGGGGGUGGGGUGGAGGGUGGAAAGGGUCUGGUCGUGAGAUAAACAGGGAGAAGAGAGGGACUGGUUGGCGGCACUGAGGACGGUGCUGACCCCCAGCUGGGGGCAACAUGACUUGCAUCCAGCCUCUGUGAUUUGAGGGUCUUCAGGGAAGGGUUGAGAUGUGGUUUCUCUGGGGAUCUGGUGACCACUGGUAAGGUGUUUGAGGGUCCCCGAGACAGAACAGCCAGCCAGUGUCCUGCCUGUGGACAUGCUGCAGAGGCUCUGGAGACAAGGGAGAGGCUGGAUUUCGGUUCUUGAUCACAGCAGAUGAAGAUUAAAUGGAGGGGAUGGUGGGGGUGAAUGGGGUUCCAUUUGGAGCACAAAGUGAAGUAAGCACAGGGAGGGGGUCUUGGGCACUAGCCCCCCAGUAAGCACAGAAAGGAGCCAUUUGAAGGGUAGAACCCCAAGACCUUAGGGCUGGUGUGGGGAGGGCCUGGGCAGCUGUUGAGGGUUCUCUUUAGGGAGGGAGGGGAAACUAGGUUGUUUUUUUUUUUCCCCCUUCUGUUUUUGUUUUCAUUGACUCAUCCUUGUUUUUUUCUUUUUACUUUUUUUCUUUUUUAUUUAAGCUUUGGAUCAUUUUUGUACCAAGGCAAGCAAGCCUUUUUGAAAAAUAACAAAAGAAGAAAAAAAAAUCCCUCCUAGAAAAAAAAAAUUUAAAAAAACAAAACUAGAAAAUAGGAAAAAAAAAAGGACCUCAUAAAUGAUGCAAUUACUUUUAAUUGCAAGCAACUCUUUACAUUUAAGUGAAGUGUCUUAACAUUUUAUAUUGUUUUAAAAAUAUAUUUACAUAUUAUAUAUAUAAUAUACGUAAUAUAAAUAUAUAUAAAUAUUUAAAAAAGAAAAAAAAAACAAAACCAUGGCGCACUCUCCCUGGCCGCUAGCUUGGCGGGGGAGGGGGGCUGGGGACAGGCACGUGGCCUGGUGUCUGUGGUCCUGUGAAGCGUUCGGUUUGACUUGGCUGUACAGAGACCCCUGACUUGGGAGGGGAGGGGAGUGGGGCCUCUCCGCUCCAUUAACUCUCUGCUUGCUACUCUUCGCUUGCCCCCACGGCCCCUCAAGCCCUGUGACCUGAGUGUGCACUCCUACGUCAUUGUCCUGAGUUGAAUGUCCUUUGUUGGGGGGGAGAGCCGUGGGGAAGUAUCCAUCCAUGCAGGGAGCCAGGCCCAUUCCAUACUCUCAGGUCGGCCCCGUGGGAUUUGCAUCAUCCUUCACUUUGGCUCCAGCGCAUGUAUGGGCUAGGAGACAUUAGCGUUGGGUUGUAUGCAGGCUGUGUGUGUGUGUGUGUGUGUGUGUGUGUGUGUGUGCAGGCUGUGUGUGUGUGUGCGCGCGCGCACGCUUCUGUGUGUAUGUCUUCACACCCGCACAAGCCCACUUACCUGUGUGUAUAUGCAUGGGAUGUGUGUGCACAGGCAUGGCCUAUGUCAUAUGCGUGGAGGGGUGGGUAGCUGCAUGUUUGGCAUCAGCCUUGGGAGUGAGACCAUGUAUACUGUGUGUGGAUUGGCUGUUUGUGUGAGGGCCACAUUUGUGUAGAACAGGCACGUGCAGAGAUGUAUGUGAGCUGUGUCCGUGGGUGUUUGGGUGUGCAGGUGCAGACAGGAGUGUGAGGGCCUCUGCUUGUGUGCGUGUGCAUGUGUGCGUGUGUUUUAGCAUCCCUGCACCCCCUCUCCCAGCCCCAUCCCUUCCCAAGCUCCUCCGCUGUCUCUCUAAGCCCACAGCACGUCAGUGCCCUCCCCACCCCCAGCUGCAUGCGCCUUGCUGCUCUGUCCAUCAGUGUGUGCUUGACCAAGAGAAACUACCACAUUGGAGGACCCUGUACCUGGUCCCCCGCCCCCACCCACUGUGCUGUGUUACUCGCAUGGGGGGUUCUCUGCAGCCCCUUCCACAAUAUGCUGUUUCCCUUAGGGUCUCAGGGCAGAGGCUCUCAGUAGGAUCCCUGGCGGGGCACCUCCCAGGGCCAGCCCGGCUCCACCCCCACCCCGUCCACCCCGUAGGGCCUGUGUUGGUGUAGCAGUGACGGCUUCCGUGGACAUUCUGUGACCUCUGUCAGUGUAACUUGACAAUUUCUAAAUGGAAAAGGGUUGCUGUGUUUUCUGUCUCUCUUUUUUAAUGUCCUUUUCUCCCCCACCUCCUUUCUUUACUUCCCUGCUCUUUCCUUCCUUUUCAGUUUUUCUAGCCAAGUGUUGGGGCUUUAAUAAAACUUGUUUCUUUUUCCUCUCCUGGA